CAAAAUAUUACACUGGAUUUAUCAGGAUCAUCGUGUCCCCAAGACAACAACAACGGUAAUUGUGAAUAUGUGGAAGAGAUAUGUUUGCAAGAAAAUACCAUCACAUCGAUACCGUUGUGGAUAUUCGAAAUUGUUCAUUUAAAGUUUCUGCAUUUGGCAGACAACAAAAUCGUUUAUAUUCCCGAAGAAAUUGGAUUACUGACGUGUCUCGAAAUUUUUGACAUAUCUGGUAAUUUGAUCGAAGAAGUGCCUCCAACAAUCGGUGAAUUAAAACAUCUGAAAGUGCUUAAUGUCAGCCGGAAUCUGAUAAAAAAUCUGCCACGAGAAAUUGGCAGACUGGAGUCUCUCGAGGUGCUUGCAGCCAGACAAAAUCUUAUUAGCCAUAUACCAGACGAUUUGGGUGAUUGUAAUUGUUUAACAGAAUUGCUGUUGGAUGACAAUUUGUCUAUUAAUCAAAUACCGCCUCGCAUUUUUGCACUUCAUCAGUUAAAAAAUGUUUGCAUUGAUCGAUGCAGUUUAUUCCAUUUACCCUACAUCAAGUGUACCACGUUGAUUGGAUUGAAAGUAUGCGAAAAUUAUCUACUUACUCAUAUUCCAUACUACUACGAAUCGUUCAUCACAGACGACUAUACACAUCAGAUCGAUUUCGAGUUAAAUGAACCACUAAAAGACAUUAGAUAUACUCAAAUCGAAACCGUAAACGAGAAACGAAUCAUCAUUCUUCCCAACCGACUGACAACAAUUUAUACGCACACAACGUCAAGGCAUCCGUUAACCCUAUUUCAUUUAUGCUUAAGUGCAGCUCAUAAAUUGUUCGGCUACAGCAACAUAAUUGAUGGACUGCUUCCGCCAUCGAUUGCAGAUAUGCUAAAAUAUGGACCUGUCGCUCGAUGUGGAGGUGCAUUCUGUAAUAUGUAUCUGUUUAAUGAGAGUUAUGUAUUGAUCUUAAGACGUAAUCAUGGGAGAAACGAUCAUGCUAUUAUAAGCCAUCUAUUUUGCUCAAAGGACUGUCUGGAUAAAUGGUUUGAGGACAAGUCGUAUUUUUAUCGACAAAUUGAGUGGAAAUAUCUUUGCUUCGGUGAUAUGAAGAGAAGUUAAAGCAAUUGACCGUACGAACAUGUAUAGAGCCAACGCACUUCAAGCAUGAGUGGUCCUCUAAAUAAAGUACUGAAACUGGACAGUGUAUCAUAC
This is a messenger RNA of Bradysia coprophila, 1191 nucleotides long. RefSeq lists its product as uncharacterized. Gene Ontology annotation, cellular component: cytoplasm. Gene Ontology annotation, molecular function: protein binding. NCBI's taxonomy places the organism in Eukaryota, Metazoa, Arthropoda, Insecta, Diptera, Sciaridae. The record is from RefSeq and is a predicted model, not a curated record.